AUGACGGAACUCAGACCGAUCAGUCUGUGUAAUGUGGGUUACAAAAUUGUUUCCAAGGUUCUGUGCCAGAGGCUCAAAGUGCUGCUCCCAAGGUUAAUAUCGGAAACUCAGUCGGCGUUUGUUCCGGGCCGCCUUAUUUCUGAUAAUAUCUUGAUAGGCCAAGAGAUGUUUCAUGGACUCCGGACGAAUAAGUCAUGUAAAGGAAAGUUCAUGGCUGUUAAGACGGAUAUGAGUAAGGCUUAUAAUCGGGUUGAAUGGAAAUUUAUAGAGGCGUUAAUGCGGAAAAUGGGUUUUGCCGAGCAUUGGAUCCUCUUGAUGAUGCGAUGUAUUACAUCAGUUCAGUAUAAAGUGUUACUCAAUGGACAGCCAAAAGGAAGAAUUAUUCCUCAACGGGGGCUACGUCAAGGGGACCCGUUAUCACCCUAUCUUUUUAUCCUUUGCACGGAGGUGUUAAUAGCAAAUCUCAACAAGGCCGAAGAAAUGAAGAGGAUCACUGGGUUGAAGGUGGCCCGGGCGAGUCCGGCGUUUGGCCAUACGGUGGAUCUGGAUGUAAGACGGGAGAUACAUCAAAAUCUGGGAAUCACGACGGUCGGGGGUGUAGGAAACUAUCUGGGGAUACCGGAAAGUCUAGGGGGAGCAAAGACAAAGAUAUUCAGUUUUCUGGUGGAAAGACAGAAUCAACGCAUAAAUGGCUGGAAUUCUAAGUGGUUAUCAAAAGGGGGAAAAGAGGUUCUUAUUAAGUCAGUAGCUUCGGCGAUGCCCACACACGUCAUGUCCUGCUUUCGUCUACCUAAGGGAAUAACUAAUAAACUUUCCAGUGCGGUAUCAAACUUUUGGUGGAGCAAUAGUGGACAAUCACGGGGAAUGCAUUGGUUGGCAUGGAGCAAACUCUGUAGGCAAAAGAAGGAUGGGGGUCUGGGUUUCAGGGUAAUUGAGGACUUUAACACGGCCUUACUGGCCAAACAGUUAUGGCGGUUAAUGGACUACCCGGAGUCGCUUUUCGCACGGGUUUUCAAGGGACGGUAUUACCGGAAUUCUACACCUUUGGAUAAUAUUCGAUCUUACUCACCUUCCUAUGGUUGGCAGAGUAUACUUUCGGCUCGACCUCUGGUACAAACAGGACUUAUUAAAAGGGUUGGAUCAGGAUCAUCAAUCUCCGUUUGGGAGGAUCCAUGGAUUCCAGCUUCUAGCCCGAGGCCAGCCGUAGGACCUGGGAUAAAUUUUUCCCUCACCUUCGGAUGUUCCCCUAAUUCUGGGGAUCCCAACAUCACACCUUCCCGUCCUGACUCCAUGGGAUGGUUUUACACAAAGGACAGGGGUCUUCAGGCUCAAGUGUGGAAAGUACAAUGUACUCAAAAAUUACAACAUUUCCUGUGGCAAUCGCUGACGGGUUGUAUAGUGGGGGAUAGACUGAGAAGUCGAGGAAUGCAGAUAGAUCCCCAAUGUAUGCGGUGUGGGAUGGCACCAGAAACAGUGAAUCAUACUCUGUUUGAGUGUCCACCAGCACUACAGGUUUGGGCCCUAUCUCCAAUCUCCACGCCUCCAACUCGGUUCCCAAUAGGAAGUUUGUUUACUAAUAUGGCAUAUUUGUUCUGGGAAUUACCAAAUGAUGACAGAAUGAGGAUGUACCCUUGGUUGAUUUGGUAUAUUUGGAAAGCUCGCAAUGAUAAGGUUCUAGGGAAUGUGGAUUGGGACCCAAAUGAUAUAAUUACAAAAGCGACAGCGGAAUCAUUGACAUGGGCUAAGGCCCAGGAAAAACAAGAAAACAGAGAUCCACGAUCACAGACUCCAGUGGAAACCAUUUUAUCGGGUGACCGGUGUCAAGUGGAUGGAGCAUGGAAGGAGACAGAUUGUAGGGCUGGCCUGGGAUGGUAUCACUUCAAUCCAGAUACACAGAGUAAGCUAAUGGGCUCGUGUAAUCUGAGACGGGGAAUAUCCCCUUCAGACUGA
Microthlaspi erraticum is the source of this 1950-nucleotide messenger RNA. Lineage: Eukaryota; Viridiplantae; Streptophyta; Magnoliopsida; Brassicales; Brassicaceae. The record is from the annotation of a GenBank genome assembly.